UGUUACUUACAGCAGGUGGAGAUUAGAUUUACUUUGAUUCAAUCCUUUUUAGUUCAACUUUUUGUUGUGCUCGGAUCGCAAUUUAAUAAAACAAAAUUAAAAAUUUAGAAUUAAUUAAUUGUUAUUUUCAGUUAAUCAAUAAGAUAAUAAAAUAAUAAUUUUAUUGAAAUAAUAACAAUAAUAAUAAUAAUCUUUAUUAUCCAUAUGGAAAUUUGUCUUACAAUUUGUGCAUUAUACCAAACAAAACGAAUUAUAGGCCAAUACAAAUAAUAGAAAAAAAAGGAAAAAAAUAGCACUGAAAAUGAUUUCGUCAGCUGAAGUGACAAUCUGUCAUUCGCACUCUUCACAAUUCUGAAUUCUCUGGGAUAUUAUUUUUUUUUUAUCAUAUUAUAGAUAAGAAGUCUUGUGUCUUUGACAACGUUCAAUUAGAACUUCUAGAACAGUGAGAUGUCUGUAAUGCUUAUAGCGUGGAUGUCCCUGAGUUGUGUGAAGGACUGUUCUGACAUAAAAGUGUAAUAUAAAUCUAGGAAUAUACUUAGUCAAGUGAAAGUUAUGAAGGGUACAAAGGAAGCCAGCAGACCCCACUGGGUGGACACUGUGGACAGAGAGAUGACCCACAGCUCAAAGACCAGUGACUGGAACCAAGGAUUUGACGAUGAUUUAAAAAUAUUGGCAAAUGGAAAGAAAAAAAGAAAUGACAGACAGAACAUCCUGACCAGACGACUGCACAAGAAAUCCAAACCUGAGCAGGCGGAGAGCACUAACAACUACAGAGCCAUGCUGUACAGGGGACACUAUUCGGACACGUCAAGUCUGGCCAGCAGACUGACCUCUUCCUCGUCUGAAAGAAGGUCGCGCAAGAGGUCAAGGAAAAUCGCUCUCUUUCUUCUCUUGCUGCUUCUGGCCUUUGUUAUUGCCGCUCUCUUCGGGUGGCUGGUUUACUAUUUACUGUCUAAAGCCCCAAGUGGCGACAAAGUCCUGGCAGCAGACGUCUCCCUGAGGAUUCUCAAUGAAACACACACUGCCAGUUUGGCUAAUAAGACCUCAAAAGAAUUCCUUCAGAUGGAAAAAACUUUAUGUCGUGAGAUGGACCAUUUCUUUACAGCCAGCACGCUAAGAAAAUCUUACAGUGGAUGUGAGAUCAAUGCAAUCAGCAAUGUGGGAAAAGAACCAGGAUGUCAAUGUGUUUGGUCAAACGACGGUACGCUCCUGGUCAACCUUAAGCUUCGUUUUAAUGACAGCCAUCAGGAGGAGAAACUGGCUCUGUCAGUGUAUAACACCAUUGACGUUGGGGCCACCAAACAUUACAUAGACUCUCUCACCUAUGUGGUCAUCAAGGACUUUCUGGUGGACAUCAGAGUUAACGGGAAGUACGCUUAUGAUGGCAUUGACGUGGAAAUGAGAUUGCCUGUGUUUAACUUGAACUACUCCAAGCAACUAGAAGAUACCAGUUCAAAGCAGUUUCAAACUUUGGCCGAUCCAUUUUGUUUAGACGUAAUGAAAAUCUUGAGUGACAUCACGCUCAGUCCAUUUUAUAACAGAGUCUAUAAAUGCUCUGUCCUGGGAUUCAGUACUCACCCUGACCGCGUCAACUUCAACAUUCACUUCACUGGCAAGGACUGGAGACACGUUCAGAAAGCUUUACCUUAUUAUUUAAUAUCGUCUGCUAGAAAUGUGACAUACCAUGGACAGCCUGUCAAGAUGAUUGGUGACCUGAUUAUCACCCCGUACAACAUCUACGUUGUCUUGAAGCCCUCUAAUGUAACACAGCCAACAACAGCAGCCACGACAACAGCAGCAACAUCCUCUUCAACAUCAACAAGAAAAACUACGGAAUUACCUGACCUCAUCUACAUCUACACCACUUUUGAAACCUUCAACUUGACCUUGACCCCAGGACUACGUGACCCACAGUCGGCUGAGUUCGUGAAGAUGACGUCAGAGUUUUGUAAAGAUCUGGAGAGACUGUACACUAGAAGUGUUUACGUUCACCGUUACCAUAACUGCAGAGUUCAUACCUUCAGGGGCGAACCUCCGUCGAUAGUUCUUAGCGUUGGUUACGUGGGCGGAGACUGGCCAGAUAUGGACAAGAGCGUUCAAUGGAUCAUCAGGAAACACGCGCCAAGCUACUACUUUGACCUCAAGGAAGUUUACCUCGUAGGUUCUAUCUACCUGGUCCUCGGGAACGUUUCAGCCAAUGGUCUAGAACUGAGAACAAAUGUGCGAGUCGUGAAUCUGACAUACAGCCAGGAUCUAGGGCACCAGAUGACGUCAGCAUUUCAAUAUCACAGCCAUCUGUUCUGUCAAGAUAUGAAGCGCUUCUAUGCUCAGAGUGCCUACAGUGACAGGUUCUAUGAUUGUGGUGUGGACUCCUUCACUGACAAGCCAGUGCUAAUUCACUUCUAUCUCGUGUUUCACGGCACAUCUUCGGCCGGACUGACCGAGUCUGUCAUUGACGUCAUCCGAAGGUUUGGCAGGCCUGUCUACUAUUUAAUGUACUUGACCUACUUAGUGGGUGACCUGCUGGUCUUGCCCGAGGACAUACCGCUUCUGCCGUCUGUCUACCCGACCAACAUAACUGUCUUUCCGACCAGCACUCUUAUGACGAUGACCAGUAGCCCGAGUGAGAUCCGUCCAACUAUGUCAUCGUCAGAAGUGACCAAUGACUACGGCGUAAUGCUGAUCCUGUAUUAUGAGCUCUAUAAUCUGACCUACACGGACGACUAUAAGAACCCAAUGUCAAGGAUAUUUAAGGAACACAAGGACGCAGUUUGUGAUGAUCUGUGGAGAUGGUACAUGGCGCUGGAUAGUCCGUUCCUAAACAUCUACAGAGCCUGUGACGUCACUUCCUUUCACCCUAAACCUAUAGGCGUGACCUUCACCUUGCUGUUUGACACCAAGCUCCACGAAGACUUCUCCAGAAAGGUCAGAACUUUCCUGGAAUACAAAGCUCCCAAAGUCUAUGUGCCUAACCACAACUUACUGGAUGUUGGAUAUCUGCUUCUUAUAAUGGACAGAUAUCGCAUUGACGUCACAUCCACUAUCGUCCCCUCCAAGACCCUCACAACUCCGACUCCCACCUCAAAUACUGUGGUGAUGACGUCAUUCUCCAUGACGUCUACACCAGUCGUGACGUCGUCGUCGCCAAGUGUUCUGGCCACAUCAACGUCGACAGAGGAAUACCCAGGUUCUGUCUUGUCCUAUGAGUUUGGUCUUGUGGAUUUCAUUUUUACCAACGAUCUCUACAACAAAAAUUCACCCAGAUUCAAAUUUCUAGAGGAGCGGUUUUGUGCAGACAUGGACAGAUACUAUGCUGAAAGUUCUCUAAGGAACAUGUACAUGUCAUGUGCCAUUGAAGCAUUUACACAAAGAACCAACGAGCUCUACCCAGAGAAAGUUUAUUUCAAAUUUGCUUUCAAUACUCCAAUGUUUUUAGAGAUACAAAACAAAGCAGUUGGUGUACUGUUUGAGAAACCUCCCAGGGUCGCUAAAUCUGGCUACAUGACACUAAACGUGGGAGACUUAUAUUUGAUCAUUGAUGCUUAUACAAGUACCUGGGGAUCGAGCACAUUAGCGACAGAUUUCAGCACAUUGGUCGUUAGCAGUACAACAAAUGUCAUUACUCCAACAUCAUCUAGCAGUGUGGUGCUGCCAACAGAUACUUCACCAUCGACAACGCCAACUACAACCACCAGAACAACCACUUCAACUACAACUUCAAAGCCAACCACAACAACAACGACCCCAACCACAACUCCAACAACUACAACCACGGCCCCAACCACAACAACUACAAUGUCAACCACCACUACCCCAAAGCCAUCCACGUCACCAACCACUACCCCAACUACUACAACCACGAGCUCAACUACUACAACCACGACACCAACCACGACAACUACAAAGUCAACCACCACUACUACAAAGCCAACCACAACUACAACGACUACAACCACAAAGCCAACCACAACAACAACGACCCCAACCACCACCCCAACAACUACAACCACGACCCCAACUACUACAACCACGACCCCAACCACGACAACUACAAAGUCGACCACCACUACCACAAAGCCAACCACAACUACAACGACUACAACCAGAAAGCCAACCACUACAACCACAAUGCCAUCCACAACAACCAGUACCACCACCAAAAAGCCAACCACCAGACCCACAAAGCCAACGACUACCACAAAGCCAACCACUACAACAUCCACCACAACAACAACUGAAGCUACAUUCUACAUCAAGAUUUCAUUCGUGACACUCAACCUAACGCUCACCAAAGACCUAGCCAAUCGGAGCUCAGAGUUUUUUAAGGACACGCAAGAAAAGUUUUGCGCCAGUGUUGAGAAAAUUAUAAAUAAUAAAAAAGCUUUAUUUGAAAAUUACAAAAGCUGCCAGAUUGAUACAUUCGGAGGUGACCCACUGCGAGUGAACUUCAGUCUGCUGUUCGGUGAAAGUGUGGACCGCGAGAAGACAACAGACAACCUCAUCAUGCAGAUCAAAGAGAACGCUGAGAGGAAGGAAUACAAGGGCACCAUCGCCCCAGUCCUGGGCAACAUUCUCAUCGUCAUGGACUCCAUCAGCGUCAUCUUCUCCACACUGCCCCCAACAAAAAGUUUAUAUGACGCCAUCAGCUACAAUUAUACCUUCUACCUGUAUCCUGGGAAUUACAGCGACAAGCUGCUGGAUAAGAACUCUUUAGACUUUAAAAAGACAGCUUACAAAUUUUGUAAAGACAUUGAGAACAUCACUAACAGCGCUGGACUUCGAGCUAUCAACAGGAGAUACAUGGGCUGCGUGGUGGAUGAAUUUACACCCAACAGAGAAGUCAAGUUUCGGGUGGCCCUGAGAGACACCGAAGUUUUGCGGCCCUCCAGCAUGUUCGGAAUGUUCUCUUUCAUGAGAGACAAAGUCAAUCUGGACGGCGUCUACCAUCUGCCCGUGGGUGGACUCUACGUCACGGUGGACACAGAGCCAAAGUACUCACUGUUUAAGAUGGACACUUUUAGCACGCACUCGUACUUUGACAUCACCACAACAGCCCCAGUUGUCUACACAGUGUUAACUGUUUCUCUUCAAAUGCUGAGACCCCAAUGGUCAGCAGAACUUACCAACUCUAGCAGCGAGAUGUAUAAACGGCUAGCAGGCCUUUUUUGUGAGAGAAUAUUAGCGUGGAUCUCAAACUGGUACAAAGAUACGAACACAAAGUGUGGCAAUGUUAAAUUCAGUCAAGAUCCCUACAUAGUAACAGCAGAUCUGACCUUCCCAGGAGAACAUCCGAAAUCUUUUGAAGAACAGAUCUUCACGGUCAUGAUGGAAAAGGCUGAUAGGACUUACAGUGACCGGGACAACAUGUAUGUCCUGAAAAUUACUGAGGACUUCCUGACCUACGACCGUUCUCUGGUCAUGACUCAGAAACUUGUGCCCAGGGAGGAGUCCACUAGCCAGUCUACUACGGCCGUGAUAACAACCAGCACGACAUCAAGACCAACCACAACACAAGUUAUUGACCCAUGCAAAUUUGCAUACGACUUUGACUACGUCAGACAUCCCUACCUGUGUGACAGGUAUUACCAAUGCAUCGGGGAAAAGGGUUUCCUAAUCAACUGCGGACCAGGCAAAAUAUUUCAAGGGACAACCUGCGUCCCCAUGCCACCAGACUUCGUCUGUUCGCAGCAGUGAUCGGUCAAGGUCAUGUGUGAUAAAAUGUAUGUCUGUAUGGCUUCAAGUGAAUGACAAUGUAAAGUGAUAUGUUUUUGUUUAUAUACUUUUCUGACAGAGAAAUAUUGUUUUCUUUCAUGGCAUGUUUGAUUCCUGUAUAUAUGAAUCCUCCUUCGUGGUCGAAGAUGAGCACAUUUUUCAUUUCCUAUGAACUGGACGAUGGCUAUAGAGUCCAAUCCACCCUUUAAAAAGCCGGACACACUCAUGGUGUUGGUAGGUGGGGCUGCUACAGAUAAGCUUGCUUUUUCUCUGUCUUUUGUUAGCUCUGCGUUCUUUCAUUCUGGCCGCUCUCCUUGCCUCGUAUCUUGAGACUCUGACACUCACGGCAUUACGCCACGAGGAGUCAGUGCUUUCUAGCCAAGAAUGUCAAUAUCACACUCCUUGAGUGAGUUCUUGUAACGCUUGUGUUGACCCCGUGAGAUCGCUUUGUUGCUCACAGCUCCCGUAGGGAAUCGUUUGGGAAGAAGUCAGAAGCAAAUGUCUUAGCAUCAUCCUGUUUGAAAUGAGAGACAGCAAUUAGUGGUACAUUCUUCAUCCACGCUGUUCAGGUCUACCUACGUGACCUCUCCAUCCACUACUUUAGCGCUCCGUUAUCUUCAAAUGUACCACUACAUUCCUGUAGUCUAGCAGCUGAAACAUCAUUGACGGAGCCCCAUGCUCUGGAACUUCUUGCUGAGGCAUUAUCUUGUAGCACUACCCUGGAAGAACCGCUUUUUUUUUUAUAUUUUCCCCAUCUACAUAUAUGGAGAGACCUCCUUUCGUACCUGCCCCUUCUCUCUUGUGGUCUCUGUAGAUAAAUGUGUUGGAUAUUGUCUGUGUUUGAAGAUCUCUUCUUAGUCCCCAGCUUAGCAUGCUGCACUUGGGAACUGACGCGUUCAACGCUAGGGUAGAAUGACAUUGUCCUUACUUUCUCACAAAACAUCUAACCUGUCUGAGGACCUGAGAUGUCUACGUACUUACCGUACUUCCGCCUCAAAUCAUUGCAAGCACACCUACGGAUGAUUGGUUACCUUAAAAAGUGUAAUAACAUCCAUCAUCCCAGACUGAACAGUUGAAUGAACUUGACCUUCUCUUUUUAAUGAAUUUAUUUAAAUUUAAGUAUGAAAAUUUCCAAGUGCAUGAAUAAUGAUUUUGUUCUAAAAUUUUAUGUGAUGUAAUCAUCUCGUUGCUUUCUUAAAUUAUCGAAAUUCUAGAAUUUCAUGACAUCCAAAAAUAUAUAAAUAAAUAAAUAUCUGAAAGCUAGUCUUCGGAUUAUCUCUUUGACUCUGGACAAUUAGUCAGUGGACUAGAAUUUAUUAAACUAGUCAUUAGACGUGUGUGUCAGCAAGUUGUGUCCUGACACCUUUUAUGUAGCAUAACGGACACAUCAGAAUACAAUUUUAGUAUUGAAAUAUAAAUGUCAGGUCAUAUCCGAAUUGUUUGUAAUGUCAUAUGUCAACUUGAUUCACAUAAGAUGUAAAUAUAAUUUUACAGAUUAAAAUUUUAUU
Molecule: messenger RNA, 7220 nt
Organism: Biomphalaria glabrata
Lineage: Eukaryota; Metazoa; Mollusca; Gastropoda; Planorbidae
Exons: 36
Coding region: 553-5694 (1713 amino acids)
Cellular component (GO): extracellular region
Molecular function (GO): chitin binding
Source: RefSeq, a predicted model, not a curated record